GGUACAGUUUGGCCUCAGAUGGAAUACUUCUUAAGCACAGCCAUGUCGCUUCUGUGACUGCCCUGAUGUCUCUACUGUGUGUUGGGUCUGGGCCCCUCCAGGACAGGAUUCCAGUCAGGCUGGUGGAGAUCAUGCGGAAGCCCCCGGAACACCGUUCUGUUGCCGAGGUGUCUCUGCUGCACAACAUGCUGAGCGAGUUGGAGUUCUACAGGCGCUACAGCGUCACCCUGCAGCUCCUACUGGCCAGGGUGGUCCGCUACCAGAGGCUGGAGCGCAGCAGGGUGGUGAUCAGGAUCGGCCAUCUAGGGCAGAGCUUCUACUUCAUCUUCACCGGCCUGCUGGCCGUCACCAAAGACAAGGAUGGCACCAGCGCGUUCUUGACCAAGGAGCCCAUACUGAUAAGGAAGGGCAUGAGCUUUGGGGACGUGGCCUUGAUCAAAGGCCUGAGGAGGAACGCCACGGUGGUGUGCAUGGAGGAGACGGAGCUCAUGGUGAUCGACAAGGAGGACUUCUUUGCGAACAAAAUGGAUGUGGAGCUCAAGAGGGAGUUUGACUAUCGCUUCAGCUUCUUCAGGUCAGUCGAGCUUGUGUCUUCCUGGUCAUCCUCUCUCAUUGAGAUGAUGGCAGACCACUCCAAAACACAACAGAUCCGGUAUGGUCGUGUGAUUGUCAAGGACACUAAUGACUUGGGCGACAUCAUUUUCAUUGGCAAGGGCCAGUGUGAUGUGCUGAGGAUGGUGGACCUCAAGUCCUGCAGUACCUACAGACAGCUUCUCAAACAGCACCAACAGAGAAUGCGCGAGAACCAAGCUAAAUGUAACCGACGGCCUGGCCACCCUAAGGACGUACAGACACAGCAGUGCCUCUCCGACAACACGGUCAUGAAACACUUCCCGUCUCCCUCCAGAGGCCUCCCGGCGGAUGUGCCCAAAGUUGCCUGUUUCCUCGUUGACAACCUCUGCCAGGGCAGCACAUUUGGUUUGAAUCAGUACCUGAUGCCCCAGAAGCAGAGAGACUGCCGCAGGUUUGUUCUAGUCAGUCGCAGUGUGGAGAUCCUGCGAAUGGAGAAGACGCGCUUUGAUGAGCAUGUGGAUGACACCACCCUGAAAAAACUGGAGGCUCUUCAGAAGACCUACCCGAGUGAUGAGGAGCUCUGCACCUUUUUCAUGGAGCGUGGUCACUGGAAGGAUUUCAAGAACGGCGUUAUGCAGGACCUGCUACCCCACCAGGAGGAGCCAAAGGCAUCUAAACCCCAGCAGGCUGGCGCUGGUCCCUCUCGGUUCCACCAGCAGAAGAGGCACACAACCAGUUAAUCUAGGCCACUCUCCACACAUCAGUUUUAAUGUUUUGUUUAUUUGAAUGCAUUUCUUGGUAAAGCCUGUCUACCGUAUACCAUAUAUUUUGAGUGCAAUGUGAUUUAAUUGUCAAAGACAAAAUAUUGAGCAUAAAGAAUGGAUGAACAGUUAAGCAUAGAAUGGAUACAUUGGUUCACACUACUUGUAUGACAUCUGACUAUCUAAUUUAGGGGAAUAAUUUAAUUAAUAGUCUGUAUAUUAAGUGGUGUCAGUCAAGUGACGACCAAACUUGGGCUGGGGUCCUUCGCAACCAAGCCCCGCCCUUAACGACCCGUGCUCCACAUCGGCAACGUAAAGGAACAAUAACUGUCGUAAAACCUGCAGCCCAACAACUAAACUACAACCAACUUCAUAGCCUUUAAACCAUGCAAAUCUUCACUCUCAUAAAAUAAAGCAGUUUAAAAGUCACUAUCAGAACAACUGUCACAAAGUUGUGACCUGCUAAGUUUAACAUGUCUUUGUUAAAGCAGCAGCAUUGUA
This is a messenger RNA of Osmerus eperlanus (European smelt), 1835 nucleotides long. RefSeq names its product cyclic nucleotide-binding domain-containing protein 2-like. Lineage: Eukaryota; Metazoa; Chordata; Actinopteri; Osmeriformes; Osmeridae. The transcript has 9 exons. The record is from RefSeq and is a predicted model, not a curated record. Gene Ontology annotation, molecular function: cAMP binding. Gene Ontology annotation, biological process: spermatogenesis. Bases 66 to 1313 code for a protein of 415 amino acids.